Messenger RNA from Dentiscutata heterogama, 435 nucleotides. The record is from the annotation of a GenBank genome assembly. NCBI's taxonomy places the organism in Eukaryota, Fungi, Glomeromycota, Glomeromycetes, Diversisporales, Gigasporaceae.
GAAUAUAUCGUAACAGCGCACAAGGAACAUAAUAAUAAGAGCAGGGUUCAUCGUUCCUCUAUAACAAAAGCUCCCGAUUCUGAAACUGCGUCUGCAUCACAAUGUAACCUAAGAUUUGGGGAUUGCAAAAGUUUAUCUAAGCAUUGCGGAAUGCGAGAGCAUUGCAAGCAAGACUCUAAAGAGAAAAAAAGAGCUGAAGAAAUGGAUUCGCAAGUGUCCAGGACCUCAAUAGGAAAAAAGCCUGAUGUAAUAAUGACGAUGAUAAAAUAUGAAGUGGCUGGUGAAGAUAUAUUUCUCAAUGUCUUAAUGAAAGGUGCAAGUGGAUAUAAUAGUACUUCCACCUUGAUCAUGCAUGUGAAAUCUCUAGUUCAUUUGUUAUUGACAUUGAGAAAUAUUGAGAUCGUAAACAAAAGUUUAAUGAUUCAGACAUUAUAG